Drepanopeziza brunnea f. sp. 'multigermtubi' MB_m1 is the source of this 3132-nucleotide messenger RNA. RefSeq lists its product as uncharacterized. The record is from RefSeq and is a predicted model, not a curated record. Gene Ontology annotation, cellular component: nucleus. Gene Ontology annotation, biological process: positive regulation of transcription by RNA polymerase II. NCBI's taxonomy places the organism in Eukaryota, Fungi, Ascomycota, Leotiomycetes, Helotiales, Drepanopezizaceae. Gene Ontology annotation, molecular function: transcription cis-regulatory region binding; zinc ion binding; DNA-binding transcription factor activity, RNA polymerase II-specific.
AUGGAGAAUUGCGAUGAGUUUCUUGAAGCGAGCCCGCCCAAUAGCCCGGAGCACAGUGUUGGCCCACACGAGGAACAAGAUCGAGAAGUUAGAAAACCUGGAUCAAAAGGCAAAGGGCGGAAGAGGACCAAGACCGGUUGUUUGACAUGUCGAAAGCGUCGCAUCAAAUGUGGAGAGGAGAAGCCAACGUGCGCAAACUGUGCAAAGUCAAAACGCCAGUGUGAAGGAUACAACAUGAGAGUUGUAUUCAAAGACCCCAUGAGCACUUACCAUCCGAGCAUGGGCCCUCCUCCUCCCCCUCCGUAUCUUCCCAAGGGUCAAUCUUCGAGUCGGCGCGAAUCACAUCCUCAACCAGGCUCUGGACAGGUCCCACUCCCGAUUGCCCCGAAGCCUAGCAAGGCUUUCUCGGCCUCGCUGACAUCCGAGCAAGCCGCCGCUUGCCGAGGCAACGAGCGGCGAGGCUCGGCUGAGGACAUAUUGCCAAGCAAUUCGAGAUACAACAACAGAGAGAAGCCUAGGCUCAAGAUACAUCUUCAGGAUAAGGUCUUGGACCGCACUGGUGAUGCGCACGUCUUGGAUUCGCUCGAAGAGCAGGAAUCCCAUUAUGACUUCAAUGCUUUGGUACAGCAGGAGGGCGUAGAGAGCGCGGAGAACCAUGCUUAUACUCCUUCUCGAACAUAUUCGUCAGACUGGUCUGGUGUCCCAACUCCAUUAUCUUCUCAGCCACAUCACCUUCCGACGAAAUGGGAUUCGGAUUUUUUGACUACAUUCGGGAACCCGUUCCCGGCUCCGGACCAUAUUACGCUUACUUCCCCAAGGACACCCCAAGUUGAAAGUUUUACACAUCAGCUCGUACACCCACAGCCUACGUACCCACGAGACUGGAAAGGAGGGCAUCAUGCUCAGGUUUGUCCUCCUCAGACACCUGACUGGAGCCUGAGCCAGCCACAACGCGUUCCUACAGCAAACGAUAUGGAAGAUCUCGACGAUCCAUUUGAUGUCUCCGAUGGUGAUGAAGAUAUGGAUAUGGCAGAACACGAUCAUUUUGCGCAUGGUGACCAAGAUAUCCACCUCAAAAAGAAUGAUCUUGGCAUCGUUGUAGCAGUGCAAGCUGGACAAGACAAGCAAGGGCUCAAUCUCCGAUCCUUCGUAUCUUUCAUCGACCGUCCCGACAUGUUGGCUACCUACACGCCAUCGUCGCAGUCGACUCCUUUACGAGACCCAAUGACCGCAAGGAUAUUCUGUCACUUCGUCAAUGUCACCGGUCCUAGCAUGUCUAUGUACGAGAGGCACCCUGCCAACCCUUCGUUGAUCUUUCAAGGAUCCCCAGUACUGAAGUCCCAACAGCAUAUAUGGACCUAUACAUUUCCGACUCUUGCUCUCCAAAAUUCUGGGCUUUUACAUGCCAUGCUUGCCAUAGCAACUUUACAUAUAUCAAAACUCCAAAGCGGACCAGUCACAGCUUCGUAUAAACACUACGCCCUGAGUCUUCGCAGGAUAGCCAAGAGCGUUAGCCUACCUACUCGUCGAGGACAUCCGGCCACACUCGCCGCAGCGUUACUACUCUCGUUCUACGAGUGUUGGGCUGCCGACCACCAGAAAUGGACUGAUCAUCUACUCGGAGCAAAGCAACUGGUCAAGGAGAUCGACUUCGCCGGGCUGACCGGACACAUUAAGCGAAAGCGAGACCGAAAACGACAACAUGAUAUCGAGAGGUUCAACUACGCGCAAAAUCAUGGGCUUGAGUUUGACUUUGACGAACAGAGCCAUACUAACCCCGCAGAUGAAGUGGACGAAAAUGUCGUCGGGGUCUUGAUGGGGACCAAAGUUAGUUAUAAUGAUUACGGAAAGGUUCUAGGCGACAGUCAGUCACAUCAAAGCCGGGAAAAGUAUUACACGGAAAGGGAUGUAGAGAUAUAUGAGACACAGCGGGAUCUCUUUUGGUGGUACGCUAAGCAAGAUACCUACCAAAGUAUUCUUGGAGGGGGUAAGCUCUUUCUGGAGUACUCGUUUUGGAGUCAUUGCCCACCAAGAGCGCCAUUGGGACGCCUCAAUGCCAUCUAUGGCACGUUCGAUCAUAUGAUCCUCCUCUUGGGCCGCCUUGCAGACUUUGCAUCCAAAGAUUUGAAGAGGAAACGCCUAGCGAUGAAGGUCAAUGGUGGACGUUGGCAGCCUCCAGCAUCGAUGCAGGCACAACCACCACCGAGACGGCCACCAGAGCAGAGCACGCCUCACACGCCUCACACGCCGCAACACCCGCCCCCGCAGAUGCCGAACUUCAGCGGCAUGGUCCCGGACGUCAGAGAGCCCCGACUCCCCAUGGGCUUCGAGCCCUUGUGGGAGGCCUCGCCCCAAGAGACCCAUAGCGAGGACGCCGACCUGUACACGCAAACCCACGCCGCCAACGAAGAAUGGCAAGAGAUCCGCGACGCAUUCGACUUGAUCCAAAGCCACUUCGGGGAUGAUUUUCAAGCCUUGGGCCCCGAGUUCACAGCACCGAUCCCAACCCCUUUUGGGCCCGCGCUGCAAUACCGAACGUACGGCAUCGCGGGCAUCUGGAUGAACUUCUACAUGGGCCUCAUCACCUGUUACCGAGCGCACCCGUCCAUGCCUCCGGCCGCGAUCAUGGCAGCCGGGAUCUCCGCCCCGCAAACGGGCCGGUUCGCGAACGAGCUGGGCAGGAUCGCGGCGGGCAUCGCGCCGGAUCUGAGCAUGACCACCGAAGUCAACCCCGGCGUCGGGGCGGCGCUGAUGGAGUCGUCGACCUGCAUGUUCGUGUCGGCUGUGCAGCUUCAAGUCGCCAGCCAGCGCGAGUGGACCGUCUGUCGCCUCCGCGACAUCGCCCGCCUGACCGGCUGGCAGACGGCCCUCGCCGUCGCCACGGGCUGCGAGACGUCCUGGGUCAAGAUGGGGGAGCUGGGGAGGGGGCCCCCGUAUACACGCACCACGGAACGGAGAGUCGUGCCUGAUAUCUGGGCCAGCGCCAGGCGCAUCGAUGUGGCGCUGGAGGGGAAGACGGACGAGGAGAAGAUGCUGGUGAUGGCGAAGUCGGAUCGUGUACAAUAUGCGCUGGGCGUCCUCGGCCUGGAGGAGGAUUUUGAAGGCCUGGAUGUGGGACGUCAACAGCGAUGA